CCAAUGCUGGGCACUUGGACACUGGGGAGGAGCAUGAGGGAAAUCCUCUUAACCAGGUAAUCUCUCCACCCAUCUGCUGCUGUCAUCCACCAACAUACCAUUCCCUCCACUGGCCUUUAUCAGCUAGUGCAAAUAAAAGGCCAUGCUGCUGUCUCCUCAGGCUGAAAGGAACUGGGAGAGUGUUUGUUCAGUGCUCGAAGAUGUGUUGGAGAGCCAGUCACACAGGCAGUUAUUUGCUUUAGAGCUUGGUUCUGGAACUGGCCAGCAUAUCAUACGGUUUGCUCAGAAGAUGCCCUUUGUCAUUUGGCAGCCAUCAGACAUCAAAGAGGAUUCUCUAGAGAGUAUCAAGGCAUAUAUUGCUGCAACCCAAGCAAAGACGGUGCUACCACCUGUUCACCUGGAUGCCAGUGAACCGUGGGAGAAAUGGGCAGGACUGAGUCACAACUCCUGUGACGUUAUUAUUUCCAUUAACUUACUGCAAUACAGCUCCUUCAAAACAGCCCAGGGAGUGUUCAGUGGAGCAGGACAGAUCCUCAAACAAAACGGCCUUUUGAUAACAUAUGGGGUGUAUGCUGUUAAUGGCAUCAUCACACCAAGUUGUAAUGAAAAGCUGGAUGAGGAGCUACGAAAAAUGAAUCCAGACUGGGGUCUUCCAGACAUCGACGUGCUCAGACAGCUGGCCUAUGGGAACAGGAUGCGUAUGGAGCGGAUAAUUGAGAUGGAAGAAUACUACAAAUGCCUCAUCUUCAGAAAACUCUAAAGAAGCCAAAAUACCAAAAGGACAUUAAAUUAUUAGUUCACAUCAGUUAUGAGUGUAAGUCUAUAGUCUUUAUAUUUGUAAAAGACAAUUCUGCGAUGUGAUAAUGAAUAUAGUUGAAUAAAAGCUUUAAUAAACCCUUUGUGUGUGGUUACAAAACACAAGUCGAGGCACGUGGACAGUAAGAACCAGAUAUUUAUUAAAUAUAAUUUUAAAAUUACUUCAAAGUCAGAUCAGUAUGUUGGAAUAAAGAAGUUCACAGACGCCAACUGAAGAGUUACAGAAACCACUGAUUGGGUGUGUGAUACAUACAUGCAGCACAUCAUGUUUGCUCGGCAAGCUUUUCUUCACUUCUGGAUACUCAAGUAGACUUUCGAAAGAGUGCCACAUAUACAGGCAUCUGUAUAUGUGAUAAUUACAACUAAUAGAAUGCAGGCUGGGACUCCUAGAGGAAACUUUAUUACAGGUUAAGGUCAUAUGCUUCUGUUUUGUGAUGGCACUUGAUGUUCAGCAACACCAGUCGCUUCAACAGAAGGGAUGCAAGAUGCUAUUAGAACUGCUGGACUGCUUUUAGUAUGAAUAUUUUAUUGUUACUAAUUUAACAAUUUAGUAACAAUUUAACAACUAAUUUUAAUGAUUUAGUUAAUUAAAUAUAAUUGAUGAAGACUAAACAACCACCCAGCUAAUUUUCUAAACAGUUCUCCCAUAAUGUGCUAAUCCCUGCAUCGUCUCUGAAACUAUAUUAACACACAGUUGAAGCAGCACACAACAAAUAAAUGCCCACCCCCCCCCACCCCAAAUUAAAAAAAAGAAGACUUUAAUUUGUAAUUAUGAGAAGGGAUGAUAUGAAAACUACUGGUUGCGCAUUAGUGAGAUUUUUUCCAGGCGUCUGACUGUGCUUUCACUCUUGAGACAUACCAACAGCAUCUUAAACAGUGAAUAUAGAUGUUUCUCAGUCACUUCCUAAACUGUUAAAACACAUUGAAAUAA
Molecule: messenger RNA, 1747 nt
Organism: Oreochromis niloticus (Nile tilapia)
Lineage: Eukaryota; Metazoa; Chordata; Actinopteri; Cichliformes; Cichlidae
Product: methyltransferase-like 26 B
Exons: 7
Coding region: 143-760 (205 amino acids)
Source: RefSeq, a predicted model, not a curated record